CAACAAACAAUGGUAGCUAGCUAACACCUUUUCCGAUCCUAUAUAAGACAACCCAAAACCUUUUUCUUUUUAUCAACACAAAUAAUACCCUACACACUCUUCCCUACUAUAACCCAAAACCUCUCAUUCUCUUUCAACAAACAAUACCAUGGGGAUGCUUAAGGGUCUUUCUACUUCCAUGAAUGCAAAAAUCUCCGGUAACGCCGGGGCCGAGGUUAUUGUUCUAGCACAUGGUUAUGGUGGUGAACAAUCCAUUUGGGAGAAAAUAGUUCCAAGUUUAGAAGAAAAGAACCAAGUUGUUCUGUUUGAUUGGAACUUUUCUGGUGCUUUUAGUGAAGAUAAUAAUCAUAGUUAUGAUCCAAUUAAGUAUGAUUCUCUUGAUGCUUUUGCUAAUGAUUUGGUGAGUUUGAUGGAUGAAAUGAACAUAAAAUCAUGUGUUUUUGUUGGUCAUUCUAUGUCUGGUAUGAUUGGUUGUAUUGCUUCCAUCAAGAGACCUCUCCUUUUUAAGAAGCUUAUACUCAUUGGAGCAUCUCCCAGAUACUUGAAUUCAGAAGAUUAUGAAGGAGGAUUUGAACCAUCAGAAAUAGAGCAACUCCUGUCAACAAUAGAAUCCAAUUUCCAGCCUUGGGCAACAGCUUUUGCUCCUAUAGCAGUUGGUACAAAAGACCCUCUUAUAGCUGAGAAAUUUGAGAAGAGUUUAAAGAAAAUGAAGCCAGAAGUUGCCCUAGCUGUGGCUAAGAUCGUCUUCCUAGGUGAUUAUUGCCACGUUCUUGAGAAAGUUGAAACACCAUGUACCCUUAUUAGCACCACUUAUGAUAUUGUAGUCCCUUCAUCAGUGCCUUACUACAUGCAGAAGAAGAUGAUUAAUGCCAAAUCGAGGGUCGAGAUCAUCGAUGUCGAUGGCCAUCUUCCACACUUGAGCGCUCAUGAGGAGGUCCUUAUUGUGCUUAGUAAGGAGUUGUAUUCUUGAGUAUAAUUAAGGACUUAUAAACAUGUAUGAAAAUGUCACUAGUAUGGGCAUGCAUGCAUUAAGGGUUUGUUAAGUAAGAACUAAGUGUAUUUCUAUGUUUAAUUAAGAAAAUUGUGGGGCUUAAUUAGGAUUAGGGAUAGUUAAUGUUAGGCUUUGCAUGUUUUGGUUGGAGAUUGUUCUACUUUUCCUCUUUUCUUUAGUUAUUAUGCAAGGUUAUUAAUUAAGUGAGUAUGUUGUAUAUUUAAUGUUAAUUACUCUUUAAGGCAGUGAUUAUGGGCUUGUGGGAUUGUUUUAA
Spinacia oleracea (spinach) is the source of this 1265-nucleotide messenger RNA. RefSeq names its product strigolactone esterase D14. The transcript has 2 exons. The coding region runs from base 149 to 970 and encodes 273 amino acids. The record is from RefSeq and is a predicted model, not a curated record. NCBI's taxonomy places the organism in Eukaryota, Viridiplantae, Streptophyta, Magnoliopsida, Caryophyllales, Amaranthaceae.